ACCAAUCAAAUGUUGAGUACUACGACAGUCCGGUACAGAUCUGUCAAGAUGGCUGUGUUUAGGUCGGACCCGUGUGGUAUCGUGUGUUUGAUCAUCACGUAUGCCGCCGUGCUGUACGCGGACUAUGUCGUCGUGCGGCACCUGGUCAUACCCACAAUGUCGGAUACGUUGUGGGGAGUGGUUAACGUGGUGGCAUUCAACGUUAUUAUCUUCCUGCUCACGAUGUCCCACAUGCGGGCGGUUGUGUCUGAUCCGGGUAUAGUCCCACUACCCACAACGGGUCUCGACUUCUCAGACCUCCAUGCUGGCAAGACUAUGCCUAAUAUGAGAGACGGCUGGACGGUGUGUAUGAAAUGUGAGACAUACCGACCACCGAGGGCUCACCACUGUAGGAUUUGUCGGCGAUGUAUCCGCCGGAUGGACCACCAUUGUCCGUGGAUCAACAAUUGUGUUGGUGAAUUUAAUCAAAAAUAUUUCAUCCAGUUCUUAUUCUAUGUUGGAAUCCUCAGUGCGUACGCUACAACCAUGGUGGUCGUGUCAUGGAUGAUGGAUCCCGGAGUAAAAGGCAACGGAAAACACGUAAAAUUGAUACAUUCUGUGUUAUUAGUGGUGGAAUCGCUACUGUUCGGGAUGUUUGUGAUCGCCAUCGGGUGUGACCAGAUGGGUGCUAUAUUGAGUGACGAGACUGCGGUAGAACAGGUGAAAAAAGCAGGACCGCGGCGACAGAAAAAGUCAUCAUAUGCUUUAAUGCAGGAAGUGUUUGGUCGAGGGCAUCCGUGUUGGUGGCUGAUUCCCUUACAGUUUAAUCCAGUGGUCCAAGUCUAUGAGACACAGUACACAGUAUAGCCCAGGCCAUAUACCAAUAGGGGAGGGGAGGGCUUGGGUUGGGAAGGGUCGAUUGGUUUGAGAGAGGGGAGGGCUUGGGAAGGGUUAAUUAUUUUGAGAGGGGGGUGGGUCUUAAUGAAAGUAAAGAGGAAGGGAAUGGUUUUCUUAUUCAUCAAUGUGCUGUAAAUUUCUCUUUUGUUUUUACGUACUAUUUAUUAUGUAACAUUCCAAAGUUUUAAGCUUGAUGAUUAUUGCAUUUCUAUUUUUCACAGCUUCUUCACAAGUAACUCACUACCAGUUUUUGAUAAUUAACGGAAACUUUGUUUGUUUUUCAUCUGUUAUCAACAGUUUACAAACAUGUACAUACAACAGAUAGGUUUUGUUUUAUACCAAAUGAAUCUAGUCUUUAUAUUCGUUUCAUGUUAAGCAGUAGUCUAUACUAGCAUCAGUACCAUGCUUUUCUUCAUUUCGAAUCAAAAGAUUUACUAGUAAAUACAUUCACUUUUUUUCAAUGUAUCGACAGUAAGUCAGGCAAGCUUUUCGACACUUAGUGGAUUUGAACUUAAGGUGGCUGCACUCUUUCGCAAUUAACCAGCAAAAUUCAUUGAAACUUUCGCAAAAUGGUUAUGCAACUAUGUAGAGUUGAUUUUAUGAAAAAUUCUGAACUUUUUACAGAGGGAUACAAUUUACACAAUGACAGUUAUCUCUGUUAUAUAUAACAAAAAU
This is a messenger RNA of Mizuhopecten yessoensis (Yesso scallop), 1551 nucleotides long. Its product is annotated as palmitoyltransferase ZDHHC3-like. The record is from RefSeq and is a predicted model, not a curated record. The transcript is spliced from 8 exons. Gene Ontology annotation, biological process: protein targeting to membrane; peptidyl-L-cysteine S-palmitoylation. Lineage: Eukaryota; Metazoa; Mollusca; Bivalvia; Pectinida; Pectinidae. Gene Ontology annotation, molecular function: protein-cysteine S-palmitoyltransferase activity. The coding region runs from base 10 to 846 and encodes 278 amino acids. Gene Ontology annotation, cellular component: endoplasmic reticulum; Golgi apparatus.